Molecule: messenger RNA, 951 nt
Organism: Ochotona princeps (American pika)
Lineage: Eukaryota; Metazoa; Chordata; Mammalia; Lagomorpha; Ochotonidae
Product: olfactory receptor 1F1
Exons: 1
Coding region: 1-939 (312 amino acids)
Biological process (GO): G protein-coupled receptor signaling pathway
Cellular component (GO): membrane
Molecular function (GO): G protein-coupled receptor activity; olfactory receptor activity
Source: RefSeq, a predicted model, not a curated record
AUGAGCGGGGCCAACCAGUCGAGCGUCUCCGAGUUCCUCCUCCUGGGGCUCUCCCGGCAGCCGCAGCAGCAGCAGCUGCUGUUCGUGCUCUUCCUGAGCAUGUACCUGGCCACGGUCCUGGGCAACCUGCUCAUCCUCCUGGCCAUCAGCACCGACGCGCGCCUGCACACCCCCAUGUACUUCUUCCUCAGCAACCUGUCCUUCGUGGACGUCUGCUUCUCCUCCACCACCGUCCCCAAGAUGCUGGCCAAUCACGUCCUUGGGUCUCAGGCCAUCUCCUUCUCUGGCUGUCUCACUCAGAUGUACUUUGUUUUCUUGUUUGUGGACAUGGACAAUUUCCUCCUGGCUGUGAUGGCCUAUGACCGCUUUGUGGCUGUGUGCCACCCCCUGCAUUACACAACAAAGAUGACCCGUCAGCUCUGUGUCCUCAUGGUUGCUGGGUCGUGGAUUGUUGGCAACUUAAAUGUCUUGUUGCACACCCUGCUGAUGGCGCAACUCUCAUUUUGUGGGGACAAUGCCAUCCCCCACUUCUUCUGUGAUGUCACUCCUCUCCUGAAACUCUCCUGCUCGGACACACACCUCAAUGAGAUGAUGAUUCUUACCGAGGGGGCCCUGGUCAUGAUCGCCCCGUUUGUUUGCAUCCUGGUGUCCUAUGUCUUCAUUGCUGGUGCUGUGCUGAGAGUGCCCUCCCUUGGGGGCAGGUGGAAAGCCUUCUCCACCUGCGGCUCCCACCUGGCCGUGGUUUCCCUCUUCUAUGGGACCAUCAUUGCUGUGUAUUUCAACCCUUCCUCCUCACACUCAGCCGAGCGGGACACGGCGGCCACUGUGCUGUACACGGUGGUGACGCCUCUGUUGAAUCCUUUCAUCUACAGCCUGAGGAACCGGGACUUGAAGGGGGCUCUCAGAAGGGUGGUCGGCCAGAAGCCAUUUCCUGCCUGACAAGAGAUGCAA